Molecule: messenger RNA, 2381 nt
Organism: Xenopus laevis (African clawed frog)
Lineage: Eukaryota; Metazoa; Chordata; Amphibia; Anura; Pipidae
Gene: ptx3.S
Product: pentraxin 3 S homeolog
Exons: 3
Coding region: 196-1449 (417 amino acids)
Biological process (GO): innate immune response; immune response; immune system process
Cellular component (GO): extracellular region
Molecular function (GO): complement component C1q complex binding
Source: RefSeq, a predicted model, not a curated record
UUACAUCAUAUGGCUGCUUACAAUGCUGCUACUGAGUAAUACUGAUAUGGCUCACUCAUAGCAUUUAUUAAGGGCUUUCACAAGCUGCCUUCUCAGUGUUGCUAAAGCUAAGCUCUGGCAUGUUGUGAGAAGCCUUUAUAGAACAAAAGACAACAGCAAGAGGAUUACAAUACAGCACUGCCAAAUAGCAAAAUCAUGAUUUCUCAUUUCAUGACCCCACUAAACAUUUUAGUCUGUGCUGUCUGCUGUUUCUCCACAGCCCUAACGAUUGACGAAAUCAUCCAUGUUAAAUUAAAUAACGACAUAGAGAAUGGAAUCCUAGAGAAUGAAGAAGUGUUUUCUGACUGCCAAAUGAAAGAUCUGACAAAGUGGGACAAACUUUUUACGAUGUUAGAGAACUCCCAGAUGAGAGAGAAUAUGCUGCUGCAGACUGCGAAUGAAGUUGUUAGUGUGGAACUGCAGAGCUUGAGAGCAGAAAUGCUGCAGUUUGUCAGUAACUUUGCUGGAGCAUGUGCAAGCAACAUAGAGAGAGCCAAUGCUAAAAUUACAACUGAGUUGAACAGAUCAUUAGCAUCCAAGUGUGAGCAAGCUCAGCGACAGGAAAAUAGUCUGGACACCAAGAAGAAAACUGACCUGGAAAAUGCCAUUUUAUUGAACUUUAACAUAUCAGAAAGGAUUAGCCAUAUUGAAGAUGCUUUGCUUUUAAGGACAGAGGAAGACAGCUCCAAUUGUGCAGAUACACGCUCCACUCUUGAUGCUGUGCUGCAAGUAUUGGAGCAAGCUACUGCCAAACUGCAGACAACACAAAGCUGGAUCAGUCAGCAAUAUCUCCCAGGAGGCUGUGAAAUGGCAAUAUUAUUCCCAAUGAGAUCACCAAAAAUAUAUGCGAGUGUGCAUCCUGCAGACAUGACUCUCCAGGCCUUCUCGUUCUGUGUGUGGGUUAAAGUAACAGAAGCCUUGGACAAAACUAUUGUCUUUUCCUACGGCACCAAAAGAAACCCUUAUGAAAUCCAGUUGUAUCUGAAUCACCAGUCGUCUGUCCUGGUUAUAGGGGGUGACCAGAAUAAGGUAACAGCAGACAAUGUGAUUGAACCCAGUAACUGGACACAUGUGUGUGGUACAUGGAGCUCUGAAAAUGGCAAGGCAACACUAUGGGUAAAUGGAAACAACAGAGUUACAUCUUAUGACAUUGCAAAAGGUCAUGAAAUCCCCAACCGUGGCAUUUUCCAGCUUGGCCAAGAAAAAAAUGGUUGUUGUGUGGGAGGAGGAUUUGAUGAAUCAUUAUCCUUUUCUGGAAAGAUUGCAGGUUUCAAUUUGUGGGACAAAGAACUCAGUGAUGAGGAGGUUACAUUGACUGGAACAGAGCAAGGUUGCAGCGUUCGAGGAAAUAUUGUUGGGUGGGGAACAACAGAAAUCCUACUUUAUGGGGGUGCUCAGUACAUUCAUUAGUUUGGUUGUUUUUUAAUAUAACCGUAACUUAUACUGAAUGCAUUGAGCUAUGUCUUAUUUAAACCUUACAUUUUUGUAACUUAAUAAAGAUGAUAAUUUGAUUUAUCUGUUCAACAAGAACCAAUAAGCACCAUAACACUGAGCUCACCUCUUCUUCCUUAACCCAAAUUCCUUUAAAAAAAUGUUAAAAUAAAUAUGAACGGUACUAAAUUCUGGCAAAGCCAACCUAGAUAUUUAGAUCAUACUGUCCUUGGUAUUUCUCUUUAAUGUGAAUGCAGAUAUAAAGCUAAAAAUACAUUUUAUAAACCUUAAACCUAACAAUAACCACUUGUUUUAAUCCACCUUUAUAUGUGUAAGUAUAUGCUACUGUAUUAUAUUGUAAAUUAAAUGUGCUAGAAUUGCAAUAAAACUACUGUAUUUUUGUAAAGUUGUACAUUAGAAUUUUAGCAGACUCUAUCACAAACAAAUCAUCAUAGGUGUUCCGGAAUCUCAUACAAAAAUAAUAUUGGAGAUUUUUCACAGUUUUUAUUUAAAAAAAUGCUUAACUAAGAGCAAGGAAAUGUAAUGGUCUGCAGCAAAUGUAAAACUACAGUUUCCUGCAAGUUGGACCUCCAUAGUCUAGAACCCUUAGCUCUCCAGCUGUUGAGAAAACUAAUUCCUAGCAUCCUUGGCCAAUGUGAGACAAAGGGUACAGCUCAUAGCUCAUAACUGUUGGACGAUGACAUAUUUGACUUCCCUAAUUACAACUUACAGUAAUUUCAAUAUUAAUAACAGGAACACAAGAUUUACUGUAAUAAUGAAACAAAUAUAUACAGUAUAUGGAUGACUAUUUCACAGUGUAAUCAGUUUCCUUAUAUUAAGAGUUUUUGUGAUUACAAAUGUUUUUUUUAAGCAAGAAGAAAAAUAAAUUUAAAUGGCUUUUUUUACUUUGA